GGACACAGAGAGUGCUCUUUCAGCCCCUGAGCGAGGGGCAGAUACCGUGCUGACUCUGAGCUGGUACCUCAAGCGGAUGAACGAUGACAAGGUUCCUGAAGAGUUCCCUGAAGGAUUGCCGGAUGUUCCAGAGGAGCUCCUGGCAGCCUUGCAUGAAGCCCCAUCUGAGACAGAUUCUGAGACUGUGCCGGAGACCUUAGCUCUGGAAGAAAGUGACAGUGUGCCAGGCUCACAUGAAAAAAGAGAACCAAUAGAGGACACCAGGACACUUGCUGAGCCUGAGGAAUAUUCAGGGUCAUCCGGUGGGCAAAAAGCCGAGACUGCUGGACACUGUGACCCGAGCAAGUACUACAUCCUAGUAGGGACAGUAGCAGCCUCAGCUUUGCUUCUGCUUGGGGCAGUGUCUGGCUAUCUAGUCAUGCAUCAGCUGCUGAAGAGAGACAGGAGGAGCCAGGAGGACAAAGAGGCAACAGGACAGGACUGGGACUCUUCCUGGGAAAGCUGUGGUCAGCCUAGAGGUGAAGCAGAGCCAGGAGAAGGAGCGGGAAGUGGCGAGAGAGCCCAAGGCAACGGGUUCAGGGACAGCUGCCGCCUGUUUCCUGAGCUCUUUGCAGCAGAGCUCGCCCAGCUGUACAAGAACAUGAGCGCAGACCCGUCACCUCUGCCCACCUGCUCCUUCUGUGCUCUGGCUGACAACGCCUCUUCACGGGACCACUGGAUUUCCCUGGAGUCACCUCAGCCCACAGCAUCCUCUUGGCCCUCCUACCACCAAUACCUGCAGGACUACUAUCUCUUAGAGGAUGAUGAUUAGUGAUAGUGAUAGAUGAUUAGUGAUAGUGAUAGCCAUAAAUAGUGAUAGUGGUAGUGAUUCUUUUAGUGAUAGUGAUAGGGACACUUGAUAUUAGAGGGUGGUGGUUGUUUUAAUGAUAGUGAUAGUUAAUAUUAGAGGAUAGUGAUGGUUUUAAUGAUAGCGUUAGUUACUAUUAGGGGAUAGUGAUGGUUUUAAUGAUAGCGUUACUUGAUAUUAGAGGAGGGUGAUUGUAUUAGUGAUAGUGAUAGUCAUAAAUAGUGAUAGUGGUAGUGAUUCUUUUAGUGCUAGUGAUAGGGAUACUUGAUAUUAGAGGGUGGUGGUUGUUUCAAUGAUAGUGAUAGUUAAUAUUAGAGGAUAGUGAUGGUUUUAAUGAUAGCGUUAUUUGAUAUUAGAGGACAGUGAUUGUAUUAGCGAUAGUGAUAGUUAAUAUUGGAGGAUGGUGAUUGUUUUUGUGAUAGUGGUACAUUUAGUGAUAGUGAUACUUGGUAUUAGCAGACAAUGAUUGUUUUCUUGAUCUUGAUAAAUAAAUAUUUUUCCAAAAGCAGUAAA
Messenger RNA from Passer domesticus (house sparrow), 1360 nucleotides. RefSeq lists its product as uncharacterized. The record is from RefSeq and is a predicted model, not a curated record. The coding region runs from base 77 to 811 and encodes 244 amino acids. The transcript is spliced from 5 exons. NCBI's taxonomy places the organism in Eukaryota, Metazoa, Chordata, Aves, Passeriformes, Passeridae.